Messenger RNA from Octopus bimaculoides (California two-spot octopus), 2430 nucleotides. RefSeq names its product calcitonin gene-related peptide type 1 receptor. The record is from RefSeq and is a predicted model, not a curated record. NCBI's taxonomy places the organism in Eukaryota, Metazoa, Mollusca, Cephalopoda, Octopoda, Octopodidae. Gene Ontology annotation, biological process: cell surface receptor signaling pathway; adenylate cyclase-modulating G protein-coupled receptor signaling pathway. Gene Ontology annotation, cellular component: plasma membrane. Gene Ontology annotation, molecular function: calcitonin receptor activity; peptide hormone binding.
CGUUUUAACUUAUAGAUAGAAACAUCUUACAAGAAACAAACAGGUGACUCUAACGCCCACAUUUACUUCUCAAAACACCUACGUUGAAAUUAUAGAAUUUAUAUUAGCGAAAGUAAUUCACUACUGCUAUCAAUUAAAGAAAUAUAUUCAUGACGACAACCACUAGAAAAAUAACUGUUUCUACUUUAUAUCAUCUACUAGUCGAUCUGCUUAUCAACCCAACAUCACUUUCGAUGGGAUGAAAUUCUCAAAGCCUGAUACAGGAAAGCUGAAGGCUGCUGAAAUUUCGAUGAGGAAACAGCGUAUUUUGAUUGGAAAGGCCAGAGAAGAAUGCUUUGACAGUAUCAAUUCUGAUCCUCCAAAAUACACAAGUGGUCUGUGGUGCAACCGGACAUGGGAUGGCAUUGCAUGUUGGACCGAUACACACGCUUCAAGCACAGCUACACAAAUUUGCCCUUCAUAUAUAAUAGGGUUUAACAAAUUCGAAUAUGCUUCCCGCAGGUGCACAGAAACGGGCGAAUGGUUCCGUAGCCCGAAAACAAACAAGAGCUGGACGGAUUACUCUCGUUGUAUAACUCCAGUUGACACAGUAUUGGCGCAGAAUCAUAUCCACAAUAUUCUUGGCUUAACAAACUUUGGAUAUGUUGUGUCGUUGAUCUCUCUCCUGGUAGCGAUUGUGAUAAUGGUCUUUUGCAGGAGAUUCCAUUACAAAAGCAAUGUUCUUCAUAUCAAUCUAUUCCUGGCAUUUUCUUGUCGGUCAUUGUUUUCCGUUCUCAGACAGAACCUUUUCACUUACGGGUUCGCCAUGUCCAUUGACUUUCAGAAGAAAGGAGACAAGGUUAUUUUCAAAGACGGACCGCACUGGGAGUGUCGGCUUUUGUUCACUUUGUUUGUAUAUGGUUUGUGUGCCAGCCAAGUAUGGAUUCUCGUGGAAGGAUUUUAUCUACAAAUGUUGAUACACAAAACUCUUUUUACUCAACAACGUAGUGUCAAGUUUUAUAUUAUUUUUGGCUGGUGUUUUCCAUUCACAUUUCUUAUUCCCUGGAUUUUUGCACGUAUAUAUUAUGACAACACACUAUGCUGGAGUGUGAAUACUCACUGGAGUUAUUUAUGGAUUAUACGCGGUCCUAUUACAUUGACUAUCAUUAUAAAUUUUCUAUUUUUCCUUGACAACAUUCGGGUUUUACGAGAAAGGACUCGAGCCCGAGGCAACAGCCGCACUUUCAGAAAAUUAGCUAAGUUCACAGUCAUGCUGGUACCGUUGUUCGGAGUUCCUAAUCUGUUAUUUAUGAUGCUACCACCAGAGCUGAACGUAGCUGUUGACGUGCCAUUUCUUUAUGUAUCAAUGUUAUACAGUUCGUUCCAGGGAUUAAUUUUAUCACUGCUAUUCUGCUUUCUCCAUGAACAGGUCCACAUCAAUAUGAAACGAAAGAUUAACCGUUAUGUAAUGCGACGCGACACAGUGAGUUUACGAUCGAGCACCGGACACUAUUCUUGCCAUCGCCAGAAUUCGGCACCAACGCAACAUGUUCAGUGUCCAACAUCUGAUUUAGAGGAGUCGAUUCAACUACAGUUAUCAGAUAUCAUUUCACACAACCAAGAUAAACAAUCAGAACAUUCUACUGAACCGAUGAAACAGUUCAGUAUAAACUCAGACAUUUCACAACUGAAAUCUAACCAGCCGUGUGUUAUGGCAGAAACAACGUUUACAACAUAACGGAUUUUUUUUCUUUUUCGAUUGAUUAAUGUCUGCACGUGUGCAUUAUUUAGAUACGUCACUAUAAGCGUAUAACUGUGUGCAUAAGUUUUAAGAAUUUAUAUUAUUACAUAUUCAUCUAACACACACACUUAUAUACAUAUAACAUCAUGUGUGUGUGCGCGCGUGUGUGUGUGACUAUGUGUGUGCGCGUGCCUGUGUGUGUGUGUGUGUGUGUGUGUGUGUGUGUGUGUGUGUGUGUGUGUGUGUGUGUGUGUGUGUGUGUGUGUGUGUGUGUGUGUGUGUAUGUAUGUGAGUGUGUGUAUUCCGCUUAGACAUUGCGAUGCUAAUAACCUACAUGGAACUCAACAUGCAUAUGCUUCAGUAUGAAACGUCAGUCGAGUACAUAACGGUAAAAAGAAAUUGGGAAGACAAAGGAAAUAAACAAUUAUGAAUUUCAUUAGCUUACAGCUGUUUCUGCUAUAAGAUUAAUGCACUCAUAGCUGAGUGCUUGAGUACCACAUUAUAGCUUCAUCGGAGCUUCAAACCUGAAGUGCAAUCUAUUUUGGAAAACUUUUACAUUUAUGUUUAUACAUAGCAAAAUCAUUAUCAAUGAAAAAACAUACAUGUAUGUAGGAAACAAAAUUCAGGAGAUUGAGGGGGAAGCCCUGCUCAUAAUUAGAAUAUCAUAAAUGUGUACAAGCAUAGGUAUAAGACACAUUUCUAUAAGAUGA